AUGGUUGUGCUUGGACGGUUUGCCGCGGCGUUGGCUGCUGCCUCCUGUCUGGGCGAUGCUGUCUGGGCAUUCCCUGCUCCGGCUGAGCUCGACCUCGACGUCUUCGACUCCGAAGCCGACAACAGCACCGAUCCUUUCUCUGAUUACCCUGCUCUACUCAAGUCCCGCCAGGACAAUGUGGAGUUACGCAUCCUGCCCCUCGGUGCGUCGAUCAUGGAGGGUGUCGGAUCGACCCAUCACUCAGGGUCGCGAAAAUACGUCAGAGCCGCACUCCGGCACGACGGGUAUGAGGUCAACAUGGUUGGCACACGCCAGCACGGUACCGACAUGGAAGACAACGACCACGAAGCAACCUCGGGCGCGAAGCUCCACGAGGUUUUGCAGAACUACCUCCCCAGGUCCCUAGCCUACAAGCCCAACAUUGUUUACAUGAACAUCGGCACCAACAACGCCAACAGCGGCCAAGACGUUAGCAACGCCUAUGAGAUGAUGGCCUCUAUCGUUGAUAAAAUCUGGGGGAGCUCCGGCAUGAGUGAGACCUGCGUGAUUGUUUCGACGCUGCUGCCCACAAACCAUGGCGAAGGAAGAAUCAACCGCAUUUCCAUGAACCAAGCGUACCGUAACGUUGUCCGGGAUAAAUCGAACGACGGCAAGUGCAUCUAUCUGGCCGACAUGGAGCCACCGGGUGAAGGGUCUGGGUUUCUUGGCCUGGACCAGCCCGUCUGGAUGGCCGGAGAGACCAUUCACAUCCAUCCCAACGACGAGGGUCAUAGAAGGAUGUCUUACAUCUACUAUGCUGCCAUAACAAGGGCGCUCAGGGCCGGCAAGGUCAAACAGGCAGCCUCGAUGGAGCAGAGCGGCCAGCCCAAUUGUGACAAGAUUGCAGGCAAUGGCGAGUUCUCACCAAACACCCAGCGCGGCUCGGGUGAGGGCAAUGGCAUUUACCAGCAUUUCUCGUCGGAGCAAGGGGUUAUUCUUGAAAUCGAGAGCCCCUGGGACCGAAACCAAUGGCGUUGGGCUCGGCUGUUUAGUAGGAAGUACGACGACCUCCUCGGCUGGUAUGACUACGAGCAGAAUGACCAUCGUUUCGGUGUCUGGAAGAACUCGGGUGACGGCGCCGGCAAGUUCACCCGCAUCGGCGACCUCCACGGCAACAUCUACUGCAUUCCCCGUGGCCUGCACUUUGCAGACGUCGACGGCGACGGUCUCGACGAUAUUGUGUGCGUCUCGCCGACGGGCGAUCUGCAUGUCUCCCGGAACACUGGUAACGGGGACCGCGGCUCUAGCAGGCUGCCCACCUUCAAGUAUCUCGGUAAGAUCAUGACCGGCAAGGCCGAGCAGAAACGCAUCCGCCUGGCGGACAUUGACGGCGACGGCCGGGUGGACUACGGCGUCAUCCAUGAGUCUAGCGGUGCCGUGGAGUUCUGGCGCAACUCGGGCACGGGUGAGACGCCAGGCUUCUGGCAGCAUCUUGGCAUUCGGUCGACCAUGACGACUUCAGAGUGGACGGCGAGCAGGAACGAAGGCAUCCGCUUUGAGGAUAUCAAUGGUGAUGGCCGUGACGACUGGAUGUGGCUGAGUCGUUACUGGGGAGAAACCACGACGUACACCAAUGCACGCAGCUGUCAAAAGGGCCGAGACGGCAACGGCCUCAAUGUGGCGUGGCGGCAGGCCUUUUUCCGAGGCCAGAACUCGGGCUCAACACACGGUGGCAUCCGACAUGUCUACCCGAAUCGUGACCUCGAGGAUGACAAGGUCCGCGAACGGAUUCACUUUGCGCGCAUCUACGGCCGGGAGGAGUCCUUUGCGUUCAGGGACCAGUCCGUCAAGGACUACGUCUUUAUGGAACCCACCGAGGGCGACGACAAGAAGUUCAAGUUCAAGGUGCGUGCGUGGAAGAACUUGGGCGGUGGCGGUACCAAGCUCGAGGCCGACGGCAACAAGUACUGCAACAUGCACGGCUGGUCCGAUGGACGCGCCGACUACGUCUGGGUCUGGUCGACAGGCGAGAUGGAUCUCUACCCAAGUCGCGGCGUGACGCAGGUCGGCAGCGGAUCGUUCUGGGAACCGUGGGUUGAAGGCUUCUGGAAGCCCCCUCAGAACAUUGACCGUCGGGAGCUACACCUUGCGGACUGGAACGGCGACGGAGCCUGCGACAUCAUCUGGGCCGAUCCCAAGAGAAACCACCGCGUGACCGUCUGGAUCAACAACUACCCCAAGACCAAGAGCUGGAACAAUGCCUUUACCCAGCUCCAGAACCCUCCAGACCUUCAGUGCAACGAUCGCAACGGCAUUGGCAUCCACGAUAAUGCCGUGCAGUUUGCCUAUCUCGGCAACGACAACAGGCGCGCCGACUACCUGUGUAUCAGGGAGAACGGCCUCGUCAGGGGACGUCGCCAGCUCAAUGACGGUAGUUUCGGGCCCAUGGUCCAGUUCAAGAAGGCCGAGGGCAUAGACCGUGCCAACAUCCGCUGGGGCGACGUCAACGGCGACGGUCGGGACGAUCUCAUCUGGGUGGACAAGUUCAACGGCAACGCACGCGUAUGGUACGGCGGAGGCCCGCACGGCAACCCUUCCGCCAACGGCGGCUCCAGCUGGAAGUGGCGCAAGAUCAACGAUCCCGUCUACGACGGGAGCUACGCCGGCACCUGUCAGUACUUCCCCGACCUCAACGGCAACGGCCGCGCCGACCUGCACUCCAUCAUGGGGACGUGGACGAACAAGGCAGAGACCUGGUUCAAUAAAGACUGCGCGCUGCGAGACGCGCACGGUGACGACCCCGGCGGCGACCCCCAACUGCCCGUACAGCCAGGAAAUCCCAUCGACGGUGAUGGUCCAGGGGAUGGCGACCACCCUGGAUGCGACAGAGAGAGCGACUCGCGCGAUUUCCGCGACUUUGACUGCAACGACCCCCUGGUUGAAAACCAUUCGCUAGACGAGGACGUAAUCAAGGCAUGGAGCGGGCUCGACGCGCUUGGGGCCUGGCGAUCGGCACUCGACUGGUGGCAUUGCAACCGAGCGGAAAGCGAUGUGUCCGGCUUCUCCAACGUGAUCUCCGAUUUCUUCAACGGUCCUCAAGGAUUCCGAUGCGAGAUAUUCGGGGAAAGCAGCAAUUGCGGCGGAGGGAACGCUCUCCAGUGCGACGAUGUCAGGUGGCCCGCUGGCUACUUCAUCCUCAACUCUUUCAGGAACAUUGCUUCGAUCAACCGGGACUGGAACGAUGCCCUCCAGGGUCUAUCCGACUACACUCAGCCAGACAAUGUAGCGUCGACCUUUGGCGUGAAACCAGACGAUACAAACCCUUCACUCGCCAUUCUCCUCGAUGUCGUGGUCAUGGGCUAUUCCAUGGUCAUGGGCCCCAUGUGGAACAGAGUGGUCCAACAGUCACGUCGGCCAGGACUAGGCGGUGGAAAUGCCGGCACACUCAAGGACGAGGUCAACGACCUCGUCAAAAACAGUGCCACGUUGGCCAAGGAUGUCUACGCCAAACAUUACAAAGCAAAAACCGACGCAGGCACCAAGAUGGCGGUCGCCACAGCCAUGAAGGAGAUUGUCAACAGCUGGAAAGACAACGUGCAAACACUAACGGAAACCCUUUUCGACGGCAGCGACUCGUCCAACCUGAAGCUGACGCUGAUGAUGGAGGGCGGCGCCAUGUUGCUAGCAGACGCUCUUGAUGGCGUCAACCAGGCCGCCAUGACGACAGCCUUGCACAAAGCACUCAAUGCCCAGAUGAUUCCCAUCACGUGGAGCGUCUCGGCGGAGGACAUGUAUCCCGUCAUCAUCAGAGAGGAAAUUGGCUGCAACGAACGGCCCCGAAUCGACUGGACAAACAGCAAUGUCGAUUGGGUGACCUCGGGGGCCUACGGCAAGAGGCUCUGCAUCGACGACGUGAGCUACUGGCUCCUCGCGCCGAGCAAGUUCAAUCAGUGCAAGACGACGGCCGAAGGGGACGUGCUCAGCUGUCCCGCCUACGACGUGCCGCCCGGCUUCAGUUCCCUGGAGAGCAACGAAUACGACGUCAGCGUGCGCGACGUCGUCGAGGGCUCCCUCAACACGUGGGCACACAACGGACGCAGGAACGGUGGCCCCAUCCCGGACAUCAACACCGAAGCCGUCGACGCGAUUGUCGAACGGGACCUCCGAGCGCCCGGAUUCUUCAGGAUCCCCGUCUGCGACAUGGCCGAGGUCAGGGACAACUGGGAGAAGGCGUACAAUGGUGCCAAGCCUUGGACCAACUUUCCUUGCGACGAGUAG
Emericellopsis cladophorae is the source of this 4257-nucleotide messenger RNA. RefSeq lists its product as uncharacterized. The coding region runs from base 1 to 4257 and encodes 1418 amino acids. NCBI's taxonomy places the organism in Eukaryota, Fungi, Ascomycota, Sordariomycetes, Hypocreales, Bionectriaceae. The transcript is spliced from 15 exons. Gene Ontology annotation, molecular function: phosphatidylcholine lysophospholipase A1 activity. The record is from RefSeq and is a predicted model, not a curated record.